AUGGCGUCGACGAGCGUGCCUCAGAAUCCCACCUCGCACAAUGUCGCCUCGCUGCUGCCCAAGCUGCAGGACCCCGACUCGGAUAUCCGCUACAUGACCCUCAACGACCUCAACCAGAUGAUGAUCAACGGCCACCAGACAUUCCUCUCCCAUGACUACACCACCUGCGCUAAGGUCGUCGACGGCCUGCUACACACCCUCAACGACUCGCACGGCGAAGUCCAGAACAUGGCUAUCAAGUGUCUGGGCCCCUUCGUCAACAAGGCGCCAGAGUCCAUCCUUAGACCAACCAUCGCCAAGGUCAGCAAGAUCAAGACCGACAGCAGCAUCGACACGUCCAUCCCCGCUCUUGCCGUUCGAGCAAUCGUCGUUGCUCUCCCACACCCAGUCCUAGGCGUAGCGAGAUCAACAAAGGUCGACGAGGCCUACACUGCUGUUUCACAGGCCCUCAUCCCACGGCUGGUCGGCAGAGUCAUCAUUCCGAUUCCGAACAACAAGUCCAAUGAGACCCCGGGCGAGGGCAUGUUGGUGCAUGAUCUGGAGACGGGAGAGGAUAGCAAUAGCUUGGAUCUGUUGACCGAAGUUGCGAAAUGCUUUGGUCCCAUGCUGAAAGAUCCUGAGAUUCAGGCACUUGAGCAGGCUACUAUGCAGAUCCUCGAGAGCGAGCGAUGUGGCACGGUCGUGAAGAAGAAGGCAGUUACAGCCCUUUCUGCUCUUGCACCAUACUUCAACGACAGCGUAUUGGCUAAUCACGUCAGCUAUACUAUCCAGCAGCUUCGUCAGCCACAUCUCACCAACCAGCAACGCAAGCUAUACAUUACCGUCUACGGCAGCUUGGCUCGCAGUAUUCCUCAGAAGUUCGGCCCCUACCUCAAGACCCUUGCACCCUUUGUCCUCGCACCAUUGAGUCAGCAAGAGCUGGAUCAGCAGAGAGAAGCGGAGGCAGAGGCAGAUGGCGAGCGUGAUGUGCAAAUGGAAGAGGUGCGUGAGGCCGCACUGGUGGCGGUGGAAAGCUUCCUGGAAGCAUGUGCGCAAGACAUGAGAUCGUACACAAAGGAUGUGCUAGAGGCAGCAACGCGGUUCUUGAAAUACGAGCCCAACAUGGCAGACGAUGACGAUGAAGACAUGGACGAGGAGGAAGAAGAGGAAGACGAGUUCACAGGAGACGAAGAUUUUGAGGAAGAGGCUGGUUUUGAAGAUGAGGAUGAUGUGAGCUGGAAAGUGCGGAGAUGCUCAGCCAAGACGCUGCACGCACUCAUCGGCAUGCUCGACACGAACGAUCCAGCCAUGUACGGCCAGAUUGCUCCAGCGCUCAUUGCGCGGUUCAAGGAGCGGGAAGACAGCGUGCGGACUGAGAUCAUCUCGACACUGGCAUUCCUCAUCAUCAAGACCGGCUCGCAUACGGCAGUGCAGAAGCAUGAGGAGCACGUUCUCUUACCUCAGAGCAGGAAGAGGAGACGUGGUUUCAGUGACUCCCUGGGCUCUGAUUUUCAUGCUCAGCAGUCCAUCAUGAACGGCUACGCUUCGCCCAGCACACCACCUCCCGUCGACAACGCCACUCAAGGUUUGGCAAAGAUCAACCCCGAAAUCGUAAAGGGUGCGGCGAAGCUCCUCAAGUCGAGCACCAUCCCCACGAAGAAGGCUGUCAUUUCAUUGCUCAAGGACAUGGUUGUUGCACAGCAUGGUGGUUUGUCUGAGCAUGCGGACCUCGUCGUCGACCCGGUCAUCGAGACCAUGAGCGGCAACACUGGCUCUGUCUCGAACGUCGCUGGCAAUGCACUUCGCAUUGACGCUCUAGCCCUCCUCCGCGUUGUUGCUGAGAUGCACUCGAGUAAGGUCAUCCAACCACACUUGAAGAAGAUCGUCCCUGCUCUCGUUGCAGCAGCCAAGGACCGCUAUGCACUUGUGUCAAGCGAAGCAUUUUCAACCAUCGAAGCGUACAUCAAGGCGCUCACGCCGCCACGAUCCGCUGCAAGCAAGACCGGCGACGUUCUGACGAAACUGUACAAUGUCAUCAGCGAGCGCAUCUCCGCUCAAGACACCGAUACUGAAGUCAGACAAAAGGCAGUUCGGGCUCUGGGUCUACUGAUCGGCCGCACUUCUGGCUCUGCAGCAUCCAGCCUGCUUUCGCAGCAAGAUCGCUUCGCGGGACAGCAGCUCCUUGCUGAGCGUAUGAAGAACGAGCUGACUCGCCUUGCAUGUGUGCGUGCCAUAGAUACGAUUGCUGUUCUGGCACAGAGCAAGAAGGACUUCAAGCCUGACUUUGUCGGCACUGUCGCUUUGGAGCUCGGCGCUCAGCUUCGCAAGGCCAGCCGUUCCCUUCGCGGCGCCAGCUUGAGUGCACUUCGCAUGCUGGCCAUCAACCAGGCUUCACGAGAGGCGAUUGACGACAGCGCGGUAGCUGAGCUCGUGAAGAUGCUGGUCCCACUGCUUGGCACUGAGGACUUGCACAUGAUGGCCCCGGCUCUUGUGGUCCUUGCUGCGUUCGCCAAGGACAAGCCUCAACUCGUUGCCACCCAAGAUGUCAUCAACGGCAUCUGCGCCAUUGUUCGGUCGCCACUUUCCGGCCCAGCGCUCGACUCACUCAUAACUUGUGUCGAGGCAAUCGGUCAUGGUUCAGCUGGAAAGAAUCUCAUGGCGGCACUCCUACAGAUCGCUCCUCAAGGCGACACUGAUGUUACAGGGCAGGUUAUUGGCACGCUUCUCGUAUCUGGCGGUGACAGCCUUGGUGUCAAUCUGGAUGCGUUCAUCAAUGAGCUACAGACGCAGUCUGAAGAAAGCAGGCGAUGCUUGGCCCUCUCUGUGCUUGGCGAAGCUGGCCUUCGGAUGGGUACGAAGAGCCCGUUGAAGCCAGACACAUUCGUGAAGUAUUUCGAUGACGGAUCUGAGAAGGUCAGACUGGCUGCGGCCGUUGCACUGGGCAGAGCAGGUGCUGGUAACGUCAAGCUGUACCUCCCCAAGAUCCUGGACGGUAUGGCACAGGGUCGGCAGUAUCUGCUGCUUCACUCAGUGAAGGAGCUUCUCCAGCACAGCACUGCAGAGGACGAGAUCAGACCUUACACCAAGAAUCUCUGGGACAAUAUCAUCUCAUCCGGACAGGCAGAAGACAACAAGGUUGUGGGCGCCGAGUGCGUUGGCCGUCUUGCCAUCAUCGACCCUACUUCGUACCUGCCACAACUGCAGACCUUCCUCCAGAACCCGAAUCCCAUCGUCCGCGGCAUGGUCAUCUCUGCAUUGCGCUACGUCUUUUCUGAUACCGAGGAGUCGUACAAUGCCAACCUGCAGGCUACGAUUGUGCCGAUGCUGGCGACUAUGCUCAAGGAUUCGGAUCUCGAUAACCAGCGCCUUGCUCUCUCCACUUUCAACGGAGCGCUGCACAACAAGGCGGAGCUUGUUCUUCCUCAUCUGAACGAACUGCUACCAGACGCUUUCCGCGCAUCUGUCAUCAAGCCUGAACUUAUCCGUGAGGUCACGAUGGGUCCAUUCAAGCACAAGAUUGAUGACGGUCUUGAGAUGCGCAAGUCUGCGUACGAAACCCUCUAUGCUCUCCUGGACACCCCUGCCGCCCGCCAGAAGAUUGACAUGACAGCUUUCUACGAUCGCAUUGUCGAUGGCAUUGCCGACGAACAUGAGAUCAAGAUCCUCUGCUGCCUGGUUCUGGGAAAGCUCAUCGCCCUCGCUCCAAUCGAAUCUGCUCGCAACCUGGAGGUUCUCGCCAUCAAGUUCCGCGCGGUCCUGUCCUUCAAACCAAAAGACAACGCCGUCAAGCAAGAACUCGAGAAGAUUGCCGAAGAGCAGAAAGCUAUCGUCAAAGUUUCCGUCCUUUUCAACAAGACCUACGGCACCGACGCCAUCUCUGACGGCAGCCGCACCUGGAAGGACUACUGGGACUUUGUCCGUAAGGACUUCAUCGGCCAAGUCAAGGCUGCUGAAGACGAGCUUCGUAGCCAGCAGGGUUAG
This is a messenger RNA of Zasmidium cellare ATCC 36951, 3960 nucleotides long. RefSeq lists its product as uncharacterized. The transcript has a single exon. Gene Ontology annotation, biological process: protein ubiquitination; SCF complex assembly. Lineage: Eukaryota; Fungi; Ascomycota; Dothideomycetes; Mycosphaerellales; Mycosphaerellaceae. Bases 1 to 3960 code for a protein of 1319 amino acids. Gene Ontology annotation, cellular component: nucleus. The record is from RefSeq and is a predicted model, not a curated record.